UCCUGAUUCAGUUUUACCACCGUGUUGUGAUCAGCCGUUUGCUAAUUUUUAUAUUAAUAAUUAAUAAUAAAUAAUUUAUCAAUCACUUGCAAUGAAAUUAAGGAUGCUUAAUUGUUGUCUCGGCGAUAUAACAAGAAUUUUAUUUCUCGCGGGAUUCGUUCUAAUGAUUGACGAAAUUUCGUGUCGGAAAACUUAUCCGAAAGUUAAUCCCAAUUGUGAAUGCGGUUGGUCAGGUGAAGGAUUAUCGAACAGAAUAGUUGGAGGUUCUAUCACGGUUCCACACAUGUUUCCGUGGAUCGCGGCGAUUUUUUAUAAAGGCGCUCUUCAUUGUGGUGGUGCUCUGAUUAAUGAUCGAUAUGUUCUGACAGCUGGUCAUUGUAUUAAAUGGAUCGACCACCGAGGUUUGGACGUCGGUUUGGGAAUGCACGAUCUAAAAUCGGCUUCCGAGGGCUACGUGAUACCGAUCGAGCGUGUAAUUCUCCAUGAAGACUUCGAAAGCGAUUACUUGCACGACACUAACGACAUCGCGCUACUAGAACUUCUUCGUCCUGUACGUUUUAGCGAUACAAUCCAGCCUAUAUGUCUUCCGAUGGGAGGAUCCGACUACUCUGGGCACUUGGUUAAAGUUGCCGGUUGGGGGCGCGUUACAGUAAAUGGUGGAGCUUCACGAUACUUGAGACAAGCGACUCUCAAAGUUAUGCCCUUUGACAUUUGCACCAACACUUCUUUUGGCGAUCACCUGACAACAUCUAUGCUCUGCGCUUACAAUGACAAUACCGAUGCUUGUCAGGGUGAUAGUGGCGGUCCGUUGCUGUAUGAGAGAGCCAAUGGAAGAUAUGAACUUAUUGGAAUCGUAUCCUGGGGAAUAGGAUGCGCGCAACCAGGUGUACCCGGUGUGUAUGUUAAAAUAACAGACUACUUGAUAUGGCUGAGAAGUCAUACGAAAGAUGCAGUUUACUGUUUAAAUAGAUAAAAACUAAUAAAUGUAAAAACCUAAAAAAAAAAUGAUUGAAUUUUAAAAAUAAUAAAUGAAUUAUUAUCAAAACUCAUAACUAUAAAU
Messenger RNA from Cotesia glomerata, 1060 nucleotides. RefSeq names its product trypsin-1-like. The transcript has 7 exons. The coding region runs from base 92 to 973 and encodes 293 amino acids. Gene Ontology annotation, molecular function: serine-type endopeptidase activity. NCBI's taxonomy places the organism in Eukaryota, Metazoa, Arthropoda, Insecta, Hymenoptera, Braconidae. The record is from RefSeq and is a predicted model, not a curated record. Gene Ontology annotation, biological process: proteolysis.